GGCAUUUAUCCAUAGAUAUUGAAUACAAACUUAACAAAGACCUAGUAAAUGCUCAAAAAUGGUUAUCAGCGAAUAAACUAACAUUAAACAACGAAAAAACCAAAUAUAUGAUUAUUGGAUAUCGGCAACGAUUGAAAAACUUAGAUCACGUGCCAAAAAUCAGUAUAAACGGACAUCAAAUUGAACGAGUUUAUAAAAAGGAAGCUUUGG
Molecule: messenger RNA, 210 nt
Organism: Paramuricea clavata
Lineage: Eukaryota; Metazoa; Cnidaria; Anthozoa; Malacalcyonacea; Plexauridae
Source: the annotation of a GenBank genome assembly